This is a messenger RNA of Lytechinus pictus (painted urchin), 930 nucleotides long. Its product is annotated as low-density lipoprotein receptor-related protein 6-like. The coding region runs from base 1 to 930 and encodes 309 amino acids. The record is from RefSeq and is a predicted model, not a curated record. The transcript is spliced from 8 exons. Lineage: Eukaryota; Metazoa; Echinodermata; Echinoidea; Temnopleuroida; Toxopneustidae.
AUGUUCGGUGUCAUAACCUGCCUAGCGCUGUCAUGUAAAGAUCGUAUUCUUUCGUCGGCAGGUCAACCCGCUACAUUUGACACAAGUGAAAGUGCAAAAACAUCAUGUACUAAUGGGAUACGUCUGAACUACACCUUGCCCAUGUUCACCGAGUGUGGGACUAGACAACACCCAACUGAUUGUGACAAACAACCUUGUGAAAACGGCUGGUGUGAAGAGACUAAGAAAGGGUACAGAUGUCACUGCCCGACGGGAUUUCAAGGAAGGCAGUGUAAUGAAGGAUCUGUUCAUGGUUCGAAUAAUACAAAGACAUUUUCGAUAACGACUCCAACUUCAACAUCGGAAUCAGUGACUGGUGGUAGGCCCAAGCAAGAAUCAGGAGGUAUGGUCUUCGUGACAGACCCAAAAGCGGAGAAAAUCUUUGUUGCAGAGCUACAGGAUGAAUUACUGUUCACUCCCAUCGCAUCUACAUUGCGACCACGUGGAAUAACGUACGAUCCGGUAUCAAAGAAGAUCUACUGGACUGAAGGGCAAGUGAGACGUAUUGUUCGAGCAGACAUUAAUGGUUCCAACAUCGAGAUUGUCACGAAGUUUUCUUCCAGUCAAUACCGUCCAGGACUGGACGACAUUGUCGUUGCAGUAAAUUCCAGAACCCUCUACGUUGCUUGUCGACGGGUGAAUAGAAUAUCAUCAGUAUUGAUCGCAGAGGGCAGUCCUUUACCAUGGAAUCAAACAAAUUUCUUAACGGAAGGAAUCGUCUGGCCCAGGGCUUUGGUUGUGGACGAAGAGCAGGGGUACUUAUACUGGUCGAUGGAAAAUACAAUAGCACGGAAAUUUCUGAAUGGAUCAGGACAGAUUGAAGUGAUCUAUAUGAAUGACGAGCUGCAGAAUUUCACUGGGCUAACCAUUGACAUCAGAAGUUCGGACUAA